Molecule: messenger RNA, 378 nt
Organism: Candoia aspera
Lineage: Eukaryota; Metazoa; Chordata; Lepidosauria; Squamata; Candoiidae
Gene: BRD3OS
Product: BRD3 opposite strand
Exons: 1
Coding region: 36-290 (84 amino acids)
Source: RefSeq, a predicted model, not a curated record
GGCUCUGGACGGAGCCUGGGUCCGGGCCGGCGGCGAUGUCGGGGCGGCCACCGCUGGCCGAGAAAGCCCUCUCCGAGGCUUACGCUCGCCUCCGCUACAGGGACGCCUCGCUGCUCAUCUGGCGGCAGCAGCAGCAGCAGCUGGAGGCUUUGUCCCCGGGGAACUACCUGAGCCGGAGCCGCAGCGCCUGGUACUCGCAGUACGGCAACCAGGCCAUCCUGGUGCGGGACCGAAGCAAAGCUGAGGCCGCCAGAGACACCGGACAGUCCCGCUUCUGCGCCGUGAUGUAACGUAAUUUUACCGUGCGGAGAAAGCCCAGGGCCUGGUCAGCUUCUCCCCAGGAUUUAUGGACCCGCAGGGCGUGAUGUUUCCAACGAU